Messenger RNA from Hylaeus anthracinus, 11825 nucleotides. Its product is annotated as dual specificity tyrosine-phosphorylation-regulated kinase 2-like. Gene Ontology annotation, molecular function: protein serine/threonine kinase activity; protein serine/threonine/tyrosine kinase activity; ATP binding. NCBI's taxonomy places the organism in Eukaryota, Metazoa, Arthropoda, Insecta, Hymenoptera, Colletidae. The coding region runs from base 3079 to 5196 and encodes 705 amino acids. Gene Ontology annotation, cellular component: nucleus. The transcript has 3 exons. Gene Ontology annotation, biological process: peptidyl-serine phosphorylation; peptidyl-threonine phosphorylation. The record is from RefSeq and is a predicted model, not a curated record.
UAAACAAAGAAGGGUCAAGGGAGUCAUAAAAGUACGAAUUAUUAUUAUUACGCGAUAUACACACUCCUCGCAUUAGAACGAACUGUAUUAAGACAAGAUGUCGAGUGAUAUAAAUAGUUUUCCAACGAACUAACCCAAAAUAAUUUUACCGGUAUCGUUCAAUAAGAAACACCGCGUCUAACCUAUCGCGGUCGAUAACCAUCUAGGUAAAGUUUCAGUUUAUGGCCUCCCUUUGGCUUCGAAACAGGAAUACGUGUGGACAUCUGUGCGUGCGGCUAGCACAACUGUCGUGUACGUGAGAGUGCAUGCGUGGGUGUCGCAGCAGGCGUUUCUUUAUGAAUAGAGAAAUAGUGCUCGCGACUUGAGUGCCUUGUGAGUCGGUAGUGUUAAUUUCUCAGUGAAAACUUGUGCCGGAAUUGAGUAAAAAAAAAAUUGGAGUCGUACGCGACAAAAGAAGCGUUACCGACCGCUCAUCGGAAUUGAACGAGCAACAUCAUUAAUGCACGCGUGCUAGACACCGAGGAACGGGGAAGGGGCAACAAAAACACCUGUAUAUCGAAUAUACAGGUACACAGGAGACAUCGCGGGAAUGAAAGCAGUCUCGUCUCGAUAAUCGCGAAAAUCACGAUGGAGGGGUCUUUACCACCGGAAGCGUCGUGCAACAUCGCCUAACCGUGAAGAUUUCUUACGUCGCGUCGCUUUUGUUCGAUUCCUAAGGGCUUCGAAAGGCAAAUAGAACGCGAGAUCGUGCAUCGGCGAUUUAGUCUGGCCGGUUCAUCCGUUUGGCUGGUCGUCUACCCCUUCUAAACCGUCCUGACACAACGUUUAACGGGGGUACAAAAAGAAUAAACAUGGUGGCGGCGCGAGAGAGAUAGAAGACGCGGCGUGGCGAGAGGAGGGAGAAAGAGAGUCAGCCAGCCAGCUAGCCAGCCAGCCAGUCAGUGUGCCAGAAGCGACGAACUCCGCUUCGUGUCGUCUUUGUUUCCAUGAAAAAAAUUCGUCGUUCCUGUACACAUCCACCCAUUUCUCCGAUUCGUCUGGUUCUCAGUGAACAAGCACCCGGAUACAGGAGUCGGAACGAUUAAUGCCGAGAGAACUGAGUUUCACUUGUAAACAGUUAUCAAGGUGCGGCCACGUUCUUCGUGUUCGCGGUGUUUGCUUCGAUUUUCAUGCGUACGGGGUCCACGACCGAGCGUGCGAGAAAUUCAGUAUAUCGUCUGGCAACACGGUGGCUCGAUUUCGGCUUGGAGCCGCCGCAGGGGUGAUAUGAUAUGUCGGUGCCGGUGGAAUUUCGCAUGAUUCGAUGCCGGUGACGAUGACAAAGUUUCUUUGAAUUCGAUCGUAUAGAAUGUGAACGAUUCGGCGACAAGCACGCGCGAAUUAUCGAUCAAUUCCUCGACGCAUUGUAAAUAGAAGAUAUAAUGUUCAAUCGAUACCACGAAUAACUGUUCUCGCGAACACUCGAAAAUUUCUUUCAAUCGUAAUCACGCGAAUCGUAAAGUCUCGGGAUGCGAAGAAUUACGGUCGUUGAAAUGUAUCGACAAACAUCGACGAUCGAGAAUCGUGCACGACGAGGACGCGUCUGAUGACGAAAAUCCACGGAUCCUUGCGACGAGUCGUCCGAUACGAAUCGUAUGGCGCUUCUGGUCAGUGAUUACGGUUCGAGAAAGGCGAAUCUGUCGGAUAGCGUCUAUCGAAGCGGUGAAGAGCGAUUCGCAAAGUCAAAGAUACGCGCACGAGUUUCCAUUGGAGAUAUACGUUUCGCGGAGCAAAGGAAAAGGUUCGAUGGAGCGAAGUGGUCAAACUUGGUCGGCCCGGUGCCAAUAACUUCCGGUUAGGAGGUAGACAGUUUUCGCACGAUGCGUUUGCCCUCGUGCACGAUAGAUUAUAAAAUUAGACGUUCGAAAGCUCGCACGAAGGUAAAAGGAGCACAUCGUUUCCAUGCGGUAAAGAAGGUGGAGACACUGGCUGGUGGUAACGAGCGAAGGGUCAAGCGACGAAGGGAAUUAAUACGAGUUGGAUGAAUAAUUCCCAGGGGGGUAGACAGCUGUGCGUGGUCGGAAGUGACGUCAGACGGUGGGUUCAUAGUUCCUCUUAUUUUUCUCAUUCGUGCGUCGUGGCCGUGCCGAGGGGUGCGUUCUCGUGACGAACGAAACCACCCGAACAAAGAGAAUAGAAAAAAAUAGACCCAAGACACCAACCGGAGGGGGUCGGUCAUCAUACCGCUCAUAUCGUCGCCAAGCGAAUUGCGUCGCAAUUUCUAGUCCGCUGCAUUUACAUCGAGUCUUUUUUUUUUUUUCUCGACAAAAUAUUUUUAGACGAUCGAUUUUAUUUCGAACCGCACGUGUGCCGAGUCUUCACGCUCCGGUGUUUUGGGAUCGAGAAACAUCCCGUCGAGUGAUUUCUAACGAGUCCGACGCUGCGCACUCGUCGAGGGGCCCGUCCGUCGGGAACACGUUUGGCCACGUUUCGAGAGAGACAUAAUUUUCGAACUUCGUCGCACUGGAACAAAACAGAAAAAGAAAAGAAGCAUUUCACGCAUUCAUAUUUCGACACAGACGAGAACGAGACUGAAAGUAUCGCGUUAAUUAGUCGAUUAAUUUAUUUAAAAUAAAAUAAAAAAGAAAAGAAAGGAAAGAAAAGAAACAUAGAACCACGUAUCGUCGCGAAGCGUCCGUUCGACGGCAGAUGAAGCUUCGCACCUUCCCACGAUAAAUCGACCGUGGAUCCGCGAAGUCUAGAGAAUUUCUACGAGACGAGCUACGUAUAACGAUUCUGCUCGGCUAGCGUUAACCAUAAUGAACCAACAUGUUUUAUAUCCAAACGACAAUACAUUGUAACGCGUCAGAGAAUAUCGCUAGCGUGGGAAUAACGAGACGUUGAGAGGGCACAAUCAUAUAUUUGCGAUCGAUGGGUCCGAUUGUUCCUUAUCUUAUCUGUACGAGUAAUCGUCGAACGGUCGCGAUGACAAACACCGAGGUAUCGUAGAAGACGGAAGUGGAUCUCUCGGAGGUAAACUCUGUUCGAAAAGAAGACGAGUAAACCACACGCUUCUAAAUCACCGUCAAAUGGACACAAAUGACUAGCUUAACGAUAUCGGCAAGCACAAUCGAGAUGCCCCUGUCAAGACCGAAUUCGUUCGUACCCGCGAGCACGAUGCUGACGCAGACGUACAUCUCGUCGAACGAGAACAAUCAUCUGCCACCGUUGAAGGCCAACAAGCCCUUCACGCCGUUGGUCCUGAAGCAGCCCACCAGCGAGUCGUCGCCUAGUCACUUGGCUCAUCCCGGUCACAUGGUCGGCACUCACCUGCCAAGCUUGAGCUCGAGCGCCAACAACAGCCUGCUGAGCCUGAUCGGGAACUCGGACAGCCUGAAUCUCAGCCUGGGCUCGUACACCAGUCACAAUUCGAGCCACAAUUCGAGCCACAAUUCGAGUCAAAAUUCCAGUCACAAUUCCAGUCACAACUCGCACACGCAGCCCAACAGUCAGACGAGCACCGCCCUGGUGAAGAACGGACGCGCCGACGGUAGUUCCAGCGGCACCGCUAGCGGCAAAGCGAGGAGACUCGCCAUCACUCCUGAGGUGGCGUUGAAGUUAUUCUCGGACAAGCUCACUCCUUACGAGCACACCGAGGUCUUCGCCUACCCGCAGAUAUACUUCAUCGGGUCGAACGCGAAGAAAAGGCCGGGCAUCAUCGGCCGACCGAACAACAACGACUACGACAACGAUCAGGGUUCCUACAUCCACGUGACCCAUGAUCACGUGGCCUACAGGUACGAGGUGCUCAGGGUGAUCGGCAAGGGUUCGUUCGGUCAAGUGGUGAAAGCGUACGAUCACAAGAUGCUGGAACUCGUCGCGUUGAAGAUGGUCAGGAACGAGAAGAGGUUCCAUCGUCAGGCUCAGGAGGAGAUCAGGAUAUUGAGGAAGCUUCGGGAACAGGACAAGAACGACACGAUGAAUAUUAUACACAUGUUCGACUCGUUCACGUUCCGUUUCCAUACGUGCAUCACCUUCGAAUUGCUCAGUAUGAACCUGUACGAGCUGAUCAAGAAGAACAAGUUCCAGGGCUUCAGCAUGCAGCUCGUCAGGAGGUUCGCGCACUCGUUGCUUCAGUGCCUCGACGCUCUCUACAAGAACAAAAUCAUUCACUGCGACAUGAAGCCGGAGAACGUUCUUUUGAAGCAACAGAGACGGAGCGGCAUCAAGGUGAUCGACUUCGGUUCCAGCUGCUACGAGAACCAGCGCGUGUACACCUACAUUCAGAGUCGGUUCUACCGCGCCCCAGAGGUGAUCCUCGGCGCGAAGUACGGUAUGCCGAUCGACAUGUGGAGCCUCGGAUGCAUAAUCGUCGAGCUGGUGACGGGUUUCCCUCUGUUGCCCGGCGAGGACGAGGCGGAUCAGCUGGCCUGCAUAAUCGAGCUGCUGGGCAUGCCGCCGCCUCGGUUGCUGGAAUCCGCGAAACGGUCCAGACAGUUCAUCAGCUCGAAAGGUUAUCCGCGGUAUUGCACCACCGUAACGAUGCCGAACAACUCGAUCCUAUUGAGCGGCGGUUACUCCAGAAAAGGUAAGCGCCGCGGACCACCCGGCUCCAAGAAUCUUCGACGGGUGUUGAAGGACUGCAAAGACGUGCACUUCCUCGACUUCAUCGACCGCUGCCUGGAGUGGGACCCCGACCAGAGGAUGACGCCCAGCACAGCCCUGAAGCACGACUGGCUGCGUCGCAGGUUACCAGAGCCACCCGAGAUGACCAACAACAACGCUCUUCCAGCGGUUCCGGAGGCUGUCGCGCCCCCAGCUUCCGCCACCAGGUUGCGUAUCUCGGGUUCGGGCAGCAGGAGCUCGAGCAAGUCGAACAACGCCGCGCAGACGAAUAACGCCGAGCCCACGAACAAGUCAGGUACGGCGGUGACGACGAAUCACCAAGCGGCCGUCAGCAAUCAUCAGCCGCUGAACUCUGGUGCCGGUGGUGGUGUUGGUGGUGGUGGUGGCGGUGGCAGCGGUAGUACUAGUGGCGAGCAGCCACACGGCCAUCAAUUGCAGGGACAACAGCACAAUAACGGUUCGCGCGGCUCCCAUGGAUCGCACGGAUCCUCGCACGAUAGUCACAGCUCUCACGGCUCCUCGAGCGGAUCGAGCAGGCUGGUGAUCAGGAGUAUCAAGGACCUCCCCGAAGAGCUGAGACGAUUCAAAUGAAACACGAGGCCACCCUUUCUCGGUUCCGACGCGCUCGGUAUCGUCAUGUCGUUUUCGUUGCUGGUCCACACGCAACAACGCUACGCCACGGUGGGAAGCGAUCGUCGAGGAUUGACCGACGACGGCGCCUUCUGCGUGUGGUAACGUUGCUCGACGAGGUUUGCUCAGAGUUGAACGAGAGAGGGUGGCCUCGGCGUCAACCUCGGUUAUUACUGUGAUCUAAGCGAUACGUUACUGAAACGCUGCUAACGAGGGACUAGAGCUCGGUCGCGAUACCCUCGAAAUCAACACGGUACCCUACGCUUCUGCCACGCGUUGUGCGCCGAUCCGUUCGUCCGACAUCCUCGUCGACCGUUGUUCGUUGAGUAAUCGAGGUCCCGUAAUAGAGGAAUCGACUUGGGAACUUUUGACUUUCCCCAACAAGUACCCAACUUCAACGAACGCUGUCACACUCUCGAGCAUCCUAGCUGCCCUGGACGAGGCAGGAGGGUUGGAUGACUUCCUUUGGAUAGAACACCCGGCGAAUCUUCCAAGUCGAUUCUUUCCAUUGCCUUACCUCGAUAGACGUUGCAUGCGACGAUUAAUAAUUUUGCGGUCGACCCAAGAUCGGAUUUGCGUGACGUCUGUGCACCCGUUGCUCGUCGCGUCCUAGUAUCGAGGUUAUUGUGCCGAGGGAAGCCGAGAACCAAAGAUUUGCGCAACGUCGAUGAAUCGAUUUCUCCGGUAGGCGAAGAAGGGUUAUUCGGUUGACGGGGGCUGACAGGACGACCGCGAUGAAGCCUGAUUUGGGACAUCAACGCGUUAACCAACGUCUCGCGCACGCGCGACGCGAGCCUCUCGAGCGAGCAGGAAUCUAAUAAUCAAAGGGCAUGUGCCUCGCUGAAUAGAGUCAUCUGGCCUUUUUAGGUCAGAGGAUCUCCCCCUUCGUGACGCUAUCGAUAUCGAGCAGAAGAGAACGUUGAUUUUCCGUUCCGACCGAACAAGUACUAGUUAUCGAUCAAAGGAAGCCCAAGUUGUCUUUCGAUUCGAGCGGAGUAGACUGAAGCGAUCUCCCGGAGUGAAUAAAUUCCCUGUAAAAACGCUCGAGCCGCGACAUUGUAGAAUCGACGGGAACGCCGUCGAUCGAUGCGCGACUACUUGCUUUUAUUCUCUCUUUUUUUUUUUUUUUUUUUUUGUUACGUUUCGAAUAAGUAUUUUAGCCGCGUCAAUUUGUAAAUUAACCAACGACGGACUUCGAGAAACGGGAAUAAUCGAAGUCGAUCGGUUCGGGGUAUCCCUGCGAUCGUGCCUCUUCCGCGUUGAAGUAGACUGUACAGAGGAAUUGAAACUGAAUCCAACUCUGUCGAUUUGAGAGGUACACGCUACGCGCAAUUAGUCAUUUAUACGAGUCGAACUAAACGGUCUGUCUUUAGGUUCGAUAAAAAAGACACGGUUGGAUAGUUAACCUUUUUGAACCUUGUCUUUCUCGUUCUGGGCAUGACUAGAUUAAUCGUGUUUUCUUUUAAAGUCUUCUGAUUCGUACUUCUCUCUCUCUCUUUUUUUUUUUUAUUUUAAAUUGUUAUCCGCGUAGUUUUUAAGUUUCGACCAAGUUCUCGCGUGUAAAUACUCAAGGACUGUCUUGCAUUUUACCACUGCCUUUCUUUCGUUUUUGUAUUUUUAUUGUUUUUUUUUUUAUCGUUCCUUCGCAACUUCACUGCCCACUGGCAUUUACGAUUCGAUUUACAAUGGAAGGGAAGGCAAUCGUAGCGGAGAAAUAACGAGGAUGCCUCUAGAUGCAAUUCAGAUUCGGUGAUGAGAAUGUUUGACGAAGCUUAUUUUACUGUUGAUCAGGAUCUCGCGCGAUACAAACCGACCAUUGAUAACAUUAUUAUCAUGCAGACGGGAUUUACGGACGAGGAGCCGGAUUUCUCUCGUAUCGUGAACAUUCUUCAGGGAUAUGCUUUAUGGCUCGUUGCAGUAAAACGCAGGCAUAGACCCGAGUGUCUUCGUUGCGUUUGAAUUAACGAAGUGAAAGCAAUCGAAGAUUCACGACUUGGAGGCUAAAGGGAAGAGGGAAUUCUGAAAAUUACCUUUUUCUUUAUAUCCAAGGUAUGCAACAGCUGGGUUCAACGCUGUGCGUAGGUAGUCGCAAGGGUAUAUCAAUUUGACAGAAACAAAAUUAGAGAGUUCUUAUAAUCUUACAGGUAUGAAAAUCUCCCUCGAUCCAAGUUUGAACACGUUCCAAAAAUAUAAAUAUUUAAUAAUCUCUUGAGCAAAAUUCAAAAAAUAUAAACCUUUCGUUUCCGUUUGUAAAUCCAACCCCAACGGAGACACUCGAGUGUAUAAUUCGAGACGCCUCUGUCCACGGGAGAUUUCAGUAAAUAUCUUGGAAUUCAGAAAACGAUACUCCAAGAAAGUAGAAAACAGCGUAUCCUCGCGUCGGACCAAACGACUCGAUGAAAUUUUCCCUCGGUAUUUUCCGUUCCCCGUAGCGCAGUGUUGGGCAAAAUGUAAUCCAUGGUUACGAUCACGAUAACACCUCGAGUUACGCGAAUUUACAGACACCUGUCCACCCUCCUAUAUCCUCGUACGUACUUUGUAUGCGUAUACAUAUACAUAUACGCAUAGAGAAGAAAGUUUUCUCCAAUUUCUUUCUUUUGCUGGAAGGAUUGCAGGUCUGUUCAACUGCAAUUUGCUUCUGUAACAAAAAUUGCACGCGAAAUCUAUCGUAGGGAGGAAAGAAAAAGGCUGACAGGAAUUGUUAGACGUAAUACUGAUGGUUCUCAAAGCCAAGACUGAUAUUUAUUCUUCCCUACGAUACAUUGUAGAUUUUUUAUCUUAAGUGUGGAUGAUACGGUACAGUAGAACCUCACUUAUUCGAUUACUAGGUCAGAUAAUAGAGGUCCACUAGCUAUCCCCUCCGUGAUAGUUUAGGUAACAAAAGUUAGAGGCUGCUAGAGGGUGCUGAGUUCAGGUACGGAGGGUUAGGGACUACUGAGCUCGGCUGCAGGAGACUAGAGACUACUAAGCUUAGAUACGGAGGACUAGAGGUCACUGAGCUAAACUACGGGGUACUUAGAGGAUACUAAGAUCAGCUACGAGUUCCCAUAUCCGAGGCCGAGCAUAAUUUUGUUCGUAUAAAUAAACGAGGCGCGGAUAAACGAGGUUCUACUGCACCUAAAUCUAAACUACUACUAGCGAAUGUGCCCGUUACAGUAAUCUGUGGAAGUUACAAUGCUAUUUGUUAACUUCUUCGUCUCGUAAACAGAUAACUUCGUAAUGAUCCACAUCUCAAAAGGAUAUUUCCAAACGAUUCAAUCUCACCUUCACCUUAUAUCACCUUAUAUUUACAUUCAACCGCGCAAGUCGAGGAUUUACUUUUCCACCUAAUCGGCACUCACGAUGAAAAGAUCGUCGAAUCACCAGACACGAUCAUCUCCGAUAGAUCACAACUUACAGAUUUUUGUUUGCAGAUUAAAAAUUGUACCGGUUAAUCCGCCAACUAUGAGCGAUCGUUGCUAAGGUAAUCGCUAGACCACGGAUUUUUAUGCAUUUAUGACGUGCAAUAAAAUAGAAAACAUACAUAAAAUAUACACAAUGUGUGUCGAAUAUAUUCUAUAAUUAUUAUGAUAAUGUUAUUUCGUUUCGCAUAACGUCUCGCAUACCUUCUGGUUAUGUUUAACAUGUAUUUAUUACAUUAGUUUGUAUCGUGAAUGCAAAAGAUCCGCUGUAAUUACAAAGGUGUCGCGUCGCGGCGACAAAGGAAUCGGUAUCGUAGUCACAAAGGAAUCCAUCGCCCAACUCUGCCCGCGACUCGUCGAACGGAGGAACCGUCCGCGACGGAAUUCGAUUUGUAAUCCAUUACCGUCGCGAUUGCACAACUCCUGUUGCGUUAGCAGGCUUUGACAGGGAUUUCGACGAACGUCGAAUAAACAAAGACUGGCGAAGCAUCGACGUGCGCGAAUCUUCGCGGAGCGGGUGUUGCGCCGUGCAUCCUCGCUGAGCGGCGACCCUGGCACAAGUGAAUUCAUGCUAAUUUUAGUUAGACAGAACGAACCGGAGCCGCGUAAAAGGAGCAUUACGGAUGUCGACGGAAGGUCGCGGGAGAACGCGAGACGCGGAUGAGCCAACGAUCAAAGAGAACCACGGUUAGGGAACGGGCGGUUAGAGGACGCGAUCAGGUGGUAGAGAAAAAGCAAAGAGGGAGGAAAGAGGCGACGAGACCAGCAACGACAUCGGACGAUCCCAAACGAAGAAGUCGAGAAACUUGAAAGCGAAACCGAGAGAAGCUGCGACGGGAGUUUAUUAGAAAUCGUGAUACUGAACAGGAUAUCUUGUGAUAUGGAAUUUAGGUGUAUUUGGGGUUCGCAUCGGUGAACAUAGAUAAAUAUAUAUAUAAGUAUAAAUAUAAAUAUGAAGUGCGUAUAUAUAUAUAUAUGAUUAUGUUAUGUUGUAACGCUAACUAAAACGCCACGGAUUAUAAGAGCACAUGCGUAGUGAGAUGUAGCUAAUAUGCGUUAUGAGGAGCGAGAAAGAACAACGGGUUCGUGAAACGUUUGCACGGUGUAUAAUGGUUGUCUUUCACGAUUCCUGUUCUCCGUUCUUACUUUUCUUUUUCUUUUUUUCUUUUCCUUUCUUUUCGUUUUUUUGUGAUUAUAACGUUCUCGUUCGUGUCGUUUCGGAGACUUGUACAACCGCGAUCGUGCUGGCCGUUUACCGAUUCAUUUCUUGAAGAAAGAAUGAUCGUCGCAUGUGGUGGGGGGCAAUUUUUCGAUACAACUACCGUACGUCGAUUCAUUCGGAGAUGAACACACUUACUCGAAUAAAAAAUGUCUGAUGACGAACAAAAGAUAAACCAUCUCCGAGCAACUUUUUGAGUAAAUAAUUCUUUCUCUAGAUUCUUUUCUACUAAUGCAAAAGGAUCAAACAAAUUAGUACUAAUUUCACAAACACAAGUUCUUUUUUUAAUGCUUAACUUGACGCAUUUACUUUAAUUUAGCACAUCGUUUAAUCGAAUACCAUUCGUACCGCACUACAGAGUAAAUUUAUUCGUCAUUUGUUAUUCGAAUAAAAUUGUGCUCAUCUCUCUUGUACACACUUGUUUCCGGUGUAUCGCAUCGAAGGCUCGCCCUCCUGGUCGAAGAAGAAACAGAAAACGAGCGCCGUCGAUCGAUCUUUAGAUCCAAGAUCGAUCGUUAAAUACCACUGCCAAUAUAAUACCUUUCCUAAAAUAUUUCGGCUCUCGUUUUCACGCAAGGUACAAGCGACGUCGCAUUGUAUUAUUUGCAAACCUAGUCUCCCCCCAAUCUCUGACGAAAUUUUAAUAAUUCGCGUUGCGCUCGCAUGAUAUUAUAUACCCGUCGAAAUGCGUUUAUCUCCGUGUGUCGUGGUGUCCUUCCUGUUUUUGUUUCUUUAUUUUAUGCAAAACGGACACACACACGCGCACACACACACACACACAUACACGCAGGGAACGUUUGAAAGUGGGAAGACCUCUUAUCGGUCACUCUGCUUCAACUGUGAUUAACGUUGCGACAGGUUCGUUGCUUGUCCGUGCAAACUUCGGCUCAAAAGACUAUCUUUGUGUGCGCACCCGUUUGACGGAUCUCGAGGAAGAUUGCGCGCGGAAAAUUGAUUCAGGCCUGAUACACGAGUAAGCGAUUAUCGAUCCUCAUCUUUUUCUUUUUUUCUCUCGCUUAGUUUCUUUGUUUUUCCUUUUCCUUUUUCCUUUCUAGGGCUUUUUACCCGCUCAUGCAACGCGACCCGGCGUCGAUCAGGUUUAAGCGACAGACUCCGAGCAUGUAAACGCACGGGCAGGAUAUAAGGGCAGGUUUCAAGGCCGUGGCUUUAACUCAAGGCGUACGAAACUGCGUUCCGAUUAUCUGGAAGACGCGCGAGGAUUCCUCAUCGCGAUGAAAACGUUAUCGGAAAGGGAAAGUAUUGCGGUACAGUUUUCGUUGCGUGCUUCCCUCUGGUCUAAGGUGUACUAUCGAUUAUUAUAUCGGAAAUAGCGGGGUGGCAUUUUCAAUUUGAAUGGUGGCCAGGUGGUCAGCGCGAGCAUUGUCGUUAGACUGCGGAUGUUUAAGGGCGUUUAUUAAUUACGUAAAGACAAUUUUGGCUAAUUUCAACCCCCUUCGUGUAAGGACGCGUAAGAUCUCCUCUUCUCCCUCAUCUUAAAUGCCUUUAGAAAAGGUUCAGUUACGCUAAAACACAUUAUUAUUUGACAUCAAUCGAAGAUUCUUGUUUUAAUGAUAUUGGGUUUGUCCGGAAAGUCCAUGUCGAUUUUUGGUAGGUAGUACAGGUCUGAGUAUAUCGAAAUGGUUGAAAACAAAUAACAUGCAUACAUCCCUUAAAAAGUGGAAAGGUUGUGGAACAAAAUGGCAUCUAUGUAAUUCAAUAAAUAUGUAUUAAAAUGUCAAACGUGUUUUUGAAUUUUUCUUAGAAAUUGACACGAACUUUCUGGACAACCUAAUAAUAACAACAGUAAUGUAUUACGUAAGAAUGAUUUUCACCCCUUCACCUAUUAAUUACGUAAUUAACGAAUGACCCCUUAUGCAUUUAUGCCAAAUGAAAGUAUGAGGAUUCAUAAGAAUGUGAACACGCGCAAAAUUGUAUAAAAUAUCAUCAUUGAUACACGUGUUAUACCAAUU